AACCCUUAGAACUCUGAGGAUCGUAUCUGCUGUUCUGGGAGCCCUAGAAAGUAGCUGCUCCAUGCUUCUGACUUGGAUGCUUGGUGCGUGGGAGCCUCAGGGGUGCCUCAGAGAUGGACUUCCUCGGCUCUGCCCCUGACCAUGUGGAGCUCCCUGAACCUGACCACUGGCACCUCUCCAGAGAUCUGGCUGAAGACCAAAAGGAAGGGCCAGGUGGCACAGGCGUCCUCCACCCUGGCACACUACCGAGUGUCCACAGCUCCAGAAGCAGAGGGGAGUUGGAAGGGGCUCUUGAGACCCCCGUCGGGUUGGGAGGAUUUCAGUGUGGGGGGUGGUCUGGGCUGGUAGCUGCCGUCCCCACCCUGCAGAAUCCAUUUCCAGGAUGGGGUAGAUGGUGCCUAAGACCCAAUGUAUUCCUUCCUAUCCCUUGAAGGCUUAUAGUCUCUGACAUCUCAGAUCAGCUCUAAAGCCUCUGGGUAGGAGUGGGGUGGGAUGGUGAGGCAGGGGGAUAAAAAGACAAAGGGUACCAUAUCCAGAAAUGGUGGGUGACACUAACAAACUAGCUUGCCUGUGUUCUGAGCCAAACAGAACCUAGGAGAGUGGCCUCAGUUUCCUCUCAGGGCUGGCCAUUGUCAUAGCUUCCUUCAUAAGAUAUGUGACAAAUAAGUAAAUGUAUGGAGCUGGCACAGUGUUAUAUAAUUAUGGGAAGGUGUCAUGUAGAUGUAUCUUGUGUCACUCUGGCAUUCUGAUGGCUACAGGUGGACCUGGUCCUUUUGGUAGAGAAUUAAGCCUUAAGAGUUUGUCCCGACCUCCCCUGUGGCCCUGUCACAUUUGACCCCAUCUACCUAUAGCAAACCUGCCCAGUCUACAUGCAGGCAAAGGUGCCAGAGACAUGCCUGCUCACUGUACGCGUCCUCCAGGCCAGUGGCUUGCCAUCCAAGGACCUAGUAACCUCCUCUGACUGCUAUGUGACUCUGAACCUGCCCACGGCUUCCAGCCACACGCUUCAGACACGCACAGUCAAGAACACCCGAAACCCUGUGUGGAAUCAGAACUUCCACUUCCGGAUCCAUAGGCAGCUCAAGAAUGUUAUGGAACUGAAAGUCUUUGACCAGGACCUGGUGACCAAAGAUGACCCAGUGUUGUCAGUGCUGUUUGAUGUGGGGACUCUGCAAAUUGGGACUCAGCGCCAGAGCUUCUCCUUGGGUACUCAGGAGGAAGGGCGCUUGGAAGUUGAGUUUCGGCUACAGACUCUGACAGACUGUGAGGAACACCUCAUCAGCAAUGGCAUCCUGGCGGCCCGGGAACUCUCCUGCUUGCACGUUGAACUGAAGAGGACAGCAGACCCAAAGAGGUCGGAGCGCAAAGUUCAACUUGUGGUUGCUGGGGCCUGUGAGGGCCCACAGGAUGCCUCUGUGGGCACUGGAUCUUUCCACUUCCAUUAUCCAGCCUGCUGGGAGCAAGAGCUGAAUGUUCAUCUGCAGGAUGACCCCCAUGAGCAGCUGAAGGUGCCACUACGAACUCUACCCUCCUCACAGCUGGUGAGACUUGUCUUCCCCACGUCCCAGGAGCCACUGAUGAGGCUGGAACUCAAGAAGGACAAAGGACCAAAGGAGCUGGCUGUGCGGCUGGGCUGUGGGCCCUGUCCUGAGGAGCAGGCCUUCCUAAGCAGAAGGAAGCAGGUGGUGGCUGCCGCACUGAAAAAGGCCUUACAGCUGGACCAAGACCUGCAGGAGGACGAGAUCCCGGUAAUUGCCGUGAUGGCCACUGGUGGUGGGAUCCGGGCGAUGACGUCUCUGUACGGGCAGCUGGCCGGCCUGCAGGAACUCGGCCUUCUCGACUGCAUCUCCUAUAUCACGGGGGCUUCAGGAUCCACCUGGGCGCUGGCCAACCUCUAUGAGGACCCAGAGUGGUCGCAAAAGGACCUGGCGAGGCCCACUGAGCUGCUGAAGACCCAGGUGACAAAGAGCAAGCUGGGUGCCCUGGCCCCCAGCCAGCUUUGGCGGUACCGGCAAGAGCUGGCCGAGCGUGCUCGCCUGGGCUACCCGACCUGCUUCACCAACUUGUGGGCCCUCAUUAAUGAGGCCUUGCUGCAUGACGAGCCCCAUGAACACAAACUCUCAGAUCAACGAGAGGCCCUAAGUCGAGGCCAGAACCCUCUGCCCAUCUACUGUGCCCUCAACAGCAAGGAGCAGGGCCUGAGUACCUUUGACUUUUCGGAGUGGUGCGAGUUCUCUCCAUAUGAGGUCGGCUUCCCCAAGUAUGGAGCCUUCAUCCCCUCCGAGCUCUUUGGCUCUGAGUUCUUCAUGGGGCGGCUGGUGAAGCAGCUUCCCGAGUCCCGCAUCUGCUUCCUGGAAGGCAUCUGGAGCAAUCUGUUUGCAGCCAGCCUCCAAGACAGCUUGUACUGGUCCUCAGAACCCAGCCAGUUUUGGGACCGCUGGGCCCAGGAUCAGGCCAACCUGGACAAAGAGCAGGUCCCCCAUCUGAAGAUAGCAGAACCACCAACAAUGGCUGGCAGGAUCGCCGAGCUCUUCACUGACCUCCUGACAAAGCGUCCCCUUGCCCACGCCACCCACAACUUCAUGCGCAGCCUCCAUUUCCACAAGGACUAUUUCCGCCACCCUCACUUCUCUGCCUGGAAAGCUUCCAAACUGGACAGGCUCCCCAACCAGCUGACACCUGCUGAGCCCCACCUCUGCCUCCUGGAUGUUGGCUAUUUCAUCAAUACUAGCUGCCCACCCCUCCUGCAGCCAACACGAGAUGUGGACCUCAUCUUGUCACUGGACUACAACCUCUACGGAGCCUUUCAGCAGCUGCAGCUUCUAAGCCGGUUCUGCCAGGAGCAGGGCAUCCCUUUCCCAUCCAUCUCACCCAGCCCCGAGGAGCAGCGCCAGCCUCAGGAGUGCCAUCUGUUCUGUGACCCAGCCCAGCCCGAAGCCCCAGCUGUGCUGCACUUCCCUUUGGUCAAUGACUCCUUCCAAGACUACUCUGCCCCUGGGGUGCCACGGACAUCGGAGGAGAAGGCAGCUGGGGAGGUCAAUCUGUCUUCUUCCGACUCCCCAUACCACUACACAAAAGUGACCUACAGUCAGGAAGAUGUGGACAAGCUGUUACAUCUGACGCAUUACAACAUCUGCAACAACCAGGAUCGGCUGCGGGAGGCCAUGCACCAGGCCGUGCAGCGGCGGAGAAAGCGCAAACAGUUGAGGCCCGAGUGACAGCCGAGUUACCCUGGCUGGGCUCCCGCCUUGGUCACUCUUGGUCUUCAACUCCUUUCCCCUUCUGCUCCGAGUUCAAGACCAGUAUCACCAAGUGCUCCAGACACGCUGAUGUCCAAGCGCAGCUCCACAGAGAUGUGUGUCUGGGACCUCCACAGGUGACACUAACAUGUCAGCAGCCCUGUCACGGAGUCUAGGCUGGAAGCUGCAAGCAGAGGUGCUAUGGCCGGCAUGCAUGGAUGGACUUGGGGCUCGUUAGAGACGGGACACUGUGACACGGAACAUUUUACAUGUUACAGGGGCGCUUAUAAACGGGAGGUGCUUGUGGCGCUAUCCCAAGA
Messenger RNA from Mus pahari (shrew mouse), 3559 nucleotides. RefSeq names its product phospholipase A2 group IVB (gene Pla2g4b). Gene Ontology annotation, biological process: glycerophospholipid catabolic process. Bases 870 to 3218 code for a protein of 782 amino acids. The transcript is spliced from 19 exons. Gene Ontology annotation, molecular function: calcium-dependent phospholipid binding; calcium ion binding. Gene Ontology annotation, cellular component: cytosol. Lineage: Eukaryota; Metazoa; Chordata; Mammalia; Rodentia; Muridae. The record is from RefSeq and is a predicted model, not a curated record.